This is a messenger RNA of Ambispora leptoticha, 1215 nucleotides long. The record is from the annotation of a GenBank genome assembly. Lineage: Eukaryota; Fungi; Glomeromycota; Glomeromycetes; Archaeosporales; Ambisporaceae.
AUGAGAAUUCUCUCAAAAAGUAACAAAAGCAACAAUAAUACUGUCUCUGAUUUCGAAGAAAAAGAACAAGAACAAAACGAAACGCGUCAUGGUGAUAUAAAAGAUUUGGGAAAGAAAGACGGUCCUAAGUCUAGUUCUACACCAGCCGUUGUAACUGAAAGCGAAUCACGGCCGCGAUUUAGACUCUUUGGAGGGAAACCGGUCGCUGCGACAAAUAAAAAUAGCAGUAAUAACGAUAGUAAUGGUAAUUUGACUAAUUCUGUAUCUACAGUCAGCAAAACACCGACAAAUCCUCCAACAACUCCAUACGUCAAGAAAACUAGGAAACUGCUAGAAUUAGAAGUUGAGAACCACAAAAAAUUGACAUCGAAAAAUGAGAAACAAGAUGAAAUUUCACAGGAUGAAAUUGAUCUUUUAAUACUUGAAGAAUUAUCAGGUCAGAAUGAAGAUAAUGCUGAUUCCAAAAAGGAUUUCUCCGUUAAAAAUUCAUUAACAGAAACAAUAGAUUCAAAACACAAAAGAAUACCAAGAGACGAAAAGAGCCUAGAUAAAAAUGAUUAUAUGUUAAAGAAAAAAAGGGCACGUUCUUCAUUUCCGGAACUCGACAUUUCCGACCUUGAUAUUCCUGAUAUUCCACCAACUUCCACUAUUAGCGUCCCAGCCAUUCCUUCAUACAGCACCAACAACAAGAACACAAAUAAUCCAUUCGUAGGUCCAAUAAUCAAUUACGAAGAUGACGACGAGGAUAUCGAUUCUUUAGUGAGUCAGUUUCAAGACGAAGUAAAACUGGAAACGCAAUAUGAACAAUCGAGAAAAGACAUUGAUAAGGAACUAUUGGAUCGGUACAAAUUAUUAAAAGUGGGUAUUGGCGGUGGGACUCCAAUUAAUGUCGCGAAAUUAAAUGCGAUUAGUAAAGCGAAAGAGGCUAAAGCAAAAAAAGAGAAAUCUGCCUCCGAAAAAAAUGGCGCGAAAAAUACAAAGGAUAUUAAGAAAAAUAGUAGUGACAAAAAGGUAGCGGAAUUGGGACCGCCGCCAAAACCUAUUGAUCCUAUGGAAUUUGGAUAUAGUUUGGAUGAUGACACGAAUCACCUGAGCAAAUAUGCGGAUAGCGACAUGAAAAAACACAAAUACGAGAAAUUCAAAGAGAACAAUCUCAUACGACGAUCAAGCAUUAAAGUCCAAGGUGAUAAACAAUACAAAGGGUUAUUUUUUUGA